AUUAAAUAUUACUCGUUUUCGGUCUUUCUACAAUUUCUGCUGCUCUCUUCUAUUCCAUGUGGGCUGCAGCUCAACUUCCACUGCUGCUUCCUCGUUACUUCCCCUCUGAAAGCUGCUCCCCAUUUUCUAAUUCUCAUCUUUGAAAGAUUCGUCGGCUACUACCCUGUUCUUCAUAUGAUCGAAUAAAGAGUAUGGGGGUUAUCCAUUUAAGCAUUGGCUAAGCAGCCUUUUGUUGUAACCAUAGUGUUGGAGUUGGGGGGUUCUGCCUAGUGCUGUGGUUUUUUGUCUUCUAAAUACUUCUUGUGGAUCUUGAAUUGUGGAAAUCUGAAACCAGAACAGAAGGAAACCACCUUCAUUUUCUGAUUUCGAGUCGAAUUCUUAUGCACCCGACACACUUUAAUUCCCAUAUUUAUAUUCUCCUUCUCCUUUUCAGUUUUCAUGCAGUAGCUAGCAGCCUAGGAGAAAAAUCAUUGGAUCAAGAAAUAUGAUGUUGGAUUUCGCUUAGAGAUCCAAACUAUAUUCUCCGUGUAAGAGAUGGUUGCAGACUCGUGGUUUCGCAGUCUCUGGAGGACAAAAAAGAAGCACGAGGAUGGUCCUGAGAAAGCAGUGAUUAGAGUUUUGGCCUUUGAAGUAGCAAGCUUGAUGUCUAAGCUAGUCCAGUUAUGGCAAUUUCUGAGUGAUAAACAAGUGGCUAGGCUCAGAGAGGAAAUUUCAAAUUCAGUGGGUAUAAGAAAGCUUGUGUCAGAUGAUGAUGAUUAUAUUGGAGGUUUAAUAUGCAUCGAGUUGUUCGAGAAUAUGGUCCGUGUGGCAAAAUCUGUGGACAGGCUUGGGAGGAAUUGUACUGAUCCUAGUUUGAAGGGUUUUGAGACUGCUAUUAGUGAUUUGAUCAAUUACGGUGUUGACACUUAUGGAUGGCAAUUAUCAUGGAAAAAGAUGGAGAGGAAGGCCAAGAAGAUGGAGAGGUUCAUUUCAAUAAAUGCAAAUUUGUAUGAAGAGAUGGAAGUUCUUUCAGAGCUUGAACAGACGUUGAGUAGAAUGAAAGGCAGUGGUGACUUAGAUGGUGUUAAUUUGCCGGAGUUUCAAAAGAAGGUAGUGUGGAAGCGGCAGGAGGUGAAGAAUUUGAAAGAGGUCUCUCUGUGGAACAGAACUUAUGACUAUACAGUCCUCCUUUUAGCAAGAUCUCUCUUCACAAUAUUCGGUAGGAUCAAGCAUGUCUUUGGAGUUCAACAGAUGGCAGAUGGUGAAUCCAAAGAUUCUGAUCACAUUAGUCGUAGUCAUUCAGUGUCUGCAAUAAUACAGCCUUCAGUCCAACCAUCUGAGAACGGUCUUCCAAGAUUUGCCUCAGGUCCCCUUGGGAGGUUUGCUGCUACAUCAGGGCCAAUUUCGAAAACACACAAAACCAACAAUUUCUUUUCAGGCCCUCUUGGUGGCUCCAGCACAAAAUCAGGCCCUAUUUCAGCAAAAAAGAAAGAUGUCAACUUCUUUUCAGGUCCUCUUGGGAAGUCAACAAAAUCAGGCCCAAUUGCUGCAACUAAUAGAACCAUCAGGAAGUUCUGGAAGUCUCGUGAUCACUCAGUCACUAAUCAUGAGAAGAAACCACCUACAAAGCCCAAUAGGUUGACUCAAGUUGGACCUUUUAAAGGAUGCAUGAUAAGCAAUUCACCUGUCACCAAUUGCUACUUGAAUUCAAAUGGUGUUCGUUCAGCAAUUCUCAAUGUAGCCAGAGAUGCCAAUGGAGACAUUUUGGCUUCUGGCAGCAAACUUCAUCCUAGUCCGUCAAUCUUCAGUUCCAAGUACAAAUUGUUGGAUGCUCCACCUGAAACCCUUGGUGCUGCUGCCUUAGCACUGCACUACGCAAAUGUUGUUAUUGUAAUUGAGAAGUUAGUUGCAUCUCCUCACUUGAUUGGUCUUGAUGCGAGAGAUGACCUGUACAAUAUGUUGCCUGCAAGUGUGAGAGCUGCACUAAGGGCAAGGCUAAAGCCAUACAGUAAGAGCUUAACUUCAUCAGUUUACGAUACAGUUCUUGCAGGAGAGUGGAAUGAGGCAAUGGCGGGGAUAUUAGAAUGGUUGGCACCACUUGCUCAUAACAUGAUAAGAUGGCAAUCCGAGAGGAGCUUUGAACAGCAAACCUUGGUUUCCAGGACACAUGUUCUUCUGGUUCAAACCCUCUACUUUGCAAAUCAACAGAAAACAGAAGCAACAAUUACAGAGCUUCUUGUUGGUUUGAAUUACAUCUGGAGGUUUGGCAGAGAAGUCAAUGCAAAGGCUCUGUUAGAUUGUGAUAGCAAUAGAACGUAUGAUGAUUUUUUGGAUAUGGAUGGGUAGUAGAAUUUCAGCUUAUUGCAAUUACCAGAUGCAGAUCUCAAGUCUACCCACAUUGCCAAUGCUCUGACCUGGCUUGUCGAUGAGGUUGCUGAAUGCUACUGGACAGAUUGAUAAUUGCGUGGUCCAGGAGACACAAUCAGCUAUUUUUAAUAUCCUUGUAUUAAAAGGCAUCCUUGGUAAGUCAAAAAGGUAUAGACAGAGCUUCCAAACAUUCUUUCUUUUGGUGGGUUUCUACCCACUGGAAUAUGGCUCCUCUAUUCUUUUUUUUCUCAUAUAAGCAUGGUAUGCCAUAUUUAAUUAAGCUGUGUACCUUGUAUAUUUUAUCAGCUAUACUUGUUUCUUUUUCAAUGGUUGUAAAUCUGUGGUAUAAAAGGUUCUCUCCAUAAUAUCAAAACGCCUCGUAUGGUCAAGCGUUUUCUUUUGUAA
Messenger RNA from Rosa rugosa (rugosa rose), 2751 nucleotides. Its product is annotated as protein PSK SIMULATOR 1. The transcript has 3 exons. The record is from RefSeq and is a predicted model, not a curated record. Bases 535 to 2325 code for a protein of 596 amino acids. Lineage: Eukaryota; Viridiplantae; Streptophyta; Magnoliopsida; Rosales; Rosaceae. Gene Ontology annotation, biological process: positive regulation of growth.